AUGGACGCCGUCAACACGAACGGCAAGGAGGCCGUGCGGCUAUGCGAGCACGUCGUGCGGCAGGCAUUCGGUGACGUUGUCGGCGCGUCGCUCAUCAUCCUGCUCCAGCACCACCUCGUCGGCUCCACCGGUGGCUCGCGCCGUAAUCCGCCAGAGGAGGAGAUGUACGAGUUUGACAUCAUCGAGUGUCUCAUGCGUCUGCGCUGGGGGCGCAUGUUGGCGCUGACGGAGAAGGAGUUCGGAGAAGAGAUCUUCUUGUACGGCAAGCUCACGAUGGAGGAGAUUCAGGACGUUCUCGCCGAGUACGACAUGUCGGCGUCGUCGCUGAGGCGUGUCGUCACGCUCAUGCUGCGACGAGGAUUCCUUGAGCCUACGUGUGCUGAGCUCACCAUGCUCCGCUCGGACCAGAUUGACCGGCGGUAUCGCGAGCUGAAGAAGGCGGCGAUCGACGAGAUUACGGACGAGCGUAUGGACUUCCGGAAUCCGUCUCGCGCCCUGAAGGAGCUCAAGGUGCCAAAGAAGUCGUCCUCGUCGGCUCUGAAGGGCAAGAGCAAGGGAGAGAACUGGGAUGUGGUCGACGGCGUGCCGCUCCGCGCGAACUACGACAAGUACAACGUGCUGAUCCGAAACGAGAUGAUCAUCCAGGCGGCCACGGACCGUUGGAACGCUGCUGCGGGUGAGGUGAUGCGUGCCGCCCUGGCGGCCAGCAUCGACAGCCAGUCCGACCCGCGCGAGCUCCGAACCAGCGUCGCCGUCAACGUGACGCAGAUCGUGGACCGCAUUCCCCAGCACGCGUACAAGCUUCUUAUGGCCGGUAUGGUCGGCACCGGUUCGAAGAACAUUCCCGAGAUCACGCGGCAGUACCUCGCGGUCAUGAGUGGUGACGACCUGGCUUCGGGCGGCGGUGGCGGCCGUUUCCUGACGCAUAGCGACGGAACGUCACCAACCUUCUUCGUUGAGCUCGAGGCGAUCUGCACGGCCCUGAAGCACUCCCUCCUCACCGAGCUCGUGCGCGAGCGUAUCGACGAGAAGGCCGCUCGUGUUCUCGCCGUCAUCGCCGAGGCCAAAUUCGCCUCCGAGACAAUGGUGCGCGACUGCGCCAUGAUUCCCCUCCGCGAGGCGAGGCACAUUCUCUCCGAGCUCCAGAAGCUCUCCCUCAUCGAUAUCCAGGAGGUGCCCAAGACGGCGGCCAAGGGACGCAACAUGUUCCCCGGCAAUGACUUCCAUCUCUGGUCCAUCGACCUGAGGAAGGCGUACGGGUUCCUUCUCUCUGGCGUGUACAAGACGGCGGCCAACGUCAUGCAGCGGAGACAGCACGAGCUUGAGAAGCGCUCGGUUCUCCUGGAGAAGCUGGAGCGCGACGAUUACACCCCGGAGCAGGUCGUUGAGUACCUCUCCGCCAAGGACAGGCAGGACUAUGACGAGCUCAACAACGCACUCCAGAUGCUGUCUUUGGCAGAGACGAGGACGGACCUCAUCGUCAUGAUGCUGAGGGACCUGCCGGGAGGAGCACCGACCUCAUAG
Molecule: messenger RNA, 1524 nt
Organism: Trichosporon asahii var. asahii CBS 2479
Lineage: Eukaryota; Fungi; Basidiomycota; Tremellomycetes; Trichosporonales; Trichosporonaceae
Exons: 4
Coding region: 1-1524 (507 amino acids)
Biological process (GO): DNA-templated transcription
Cellular component (GO): RNA polymerase III complex
Molecular function (GO): single-stranded DNA binding
Source: RefSeq, a predicted model, not a curated record